Mauremys reevesii (Reeves's turtle) is the source of this 3880-nucleotide messenger RNA. It is a transcript of the gene NLGN3, whose product is annotated as neuroligin 3. Gene Ontology annotation, cellular component: postsynaptic specialization membrane; cell surface; synapse. The record is from RefSeq and is a predicted model, not a curated record. Gene Ontology annotation, biological process: presynaptic membrane assembly; postsynaptic membrane assembly; neuron cell-cell adhesion. The coding region runs from base 1377 to 3314 and encodes 645 amino acids. Gene Ontology annotation, molecular function: neurexin family protein binding; signaling receptor activity. Lineage: Eukaryota; Metazoa; Chordata; Testudines; Geoemydidae. The transcript is spliced from 5 exons.
UGCCCCAGCUCCCUCCCGCACCAAACUCCCUCCCAGGAAAAAGACUUGUACACAGGGGCCUCACAAAAUCACAUAGCCCCAGGUCCACAGGAGAGUUAAUCCAGCCUGGAGAUUUGUAAAAGCGAGGGUGAUUAACCACUGAAACAAACUCCCAGGGGGAAUGGGGAUUCUCCAUCUCUUGAUCUCGUCAGAUCCAGACAGGGUGCUGUUCUGGAAAUCCUGCUUGUCACGCUGUCUGGAGUGGCUCAAGUGCCUACCUCAGGGCAGACUGUCAGAAACAGGGCAGGCAGCCCAAACUGGCGGUAUGUUCUGGAAUUAGAUUUCACCAAGCCAGUACCAAAUGUGAACCCCUGGAUCAUUAGAACAGUCUGACUAUGAAGUCACAGACAGUCCCCUUAGGCUACGUCUGUACGGUGGAUCUUACAGCUGCACUGCUGUAAGGUCUUCAGUGUAGCCACUGUACGCCAGCAGGAGAGCGUCUCCCCUCGACUUAAUUCAACCACCCCCGAUGAACUGACAGGCUGGGGACACGCUGCUUUGGUGGUAGUUCUGGGCUUUCACCCUCAGCGUUCUGACUCCAGCUGCAGCCACCAAAAGGCCAUUCCAACAACUGGAGCUCGGGCUGGGAGCCUCUGAGGCCAUUUCCUGUAUGCUGCUGUCUUCCUAGCCUUUGGCCAGGGCUUGAGAGGUUUGUGUGCUUUGAGUGGCUGACAAAAGCAAAUCACAGCAUCAGAGUAGGGCUGCUUUGUCUAGUGGUUAAGGAGCCACCUUGGGACUCCGGAGUCCCUGGCGCUGGAGAGAGGGGACACUUAUGGCCACGUGUAGAGGGCUAAUAGGUGGGCUCAGCAUGUAGCCUCGGGAAAUGCUCUGCUCACAGGCACACUGACCUGUAGGCCCCUUCUAGGGAAAAGAGUCACCCAGGUUCCCCCGGGAAGAUGGGGGUGGGAAUGGACCAGAUGAGGGAGGUUGGUUAGCCUCUGAGUGCGCUGGCUGCGCCUGCACAGUGCCAGGUGCCCCUGCGUCUGUCAGGAGUGCUGGGAAGGACUCGCUUGUUGGUGCCUGGGGCAGCAGCCAGCUUGGUUCCACAGAGAACCCAGAGCCAGAGGCUUAAUGAGCCGAGGUUCACAGACCCAUCUGAGCUCCAUCAGCCCUCUGGCCUGGGGUGAUGCUGCCCUGUCUGUGUGCUGCCAGCUGCUGCCAGCCUGGGGUAUGAAACGUCAUCUCUUUCACCAGGGCAGCCAUCCAAAGGAGAAACCAAGGCCCCAGGCCCAAUGCAUGGAUGAAAGCCCAGUGGGGUCCAUGUCUCACUGACCCUGUGGGCCCCUGUCCUGCUGAAGGCACUGGAAGACAUUCGUGACAGUGGGGCCAAGCCCGUGAUGGUUUAUAUCCAUGGUGGCUCCUACAUGGAGGGCACAGGGAACAUGAUUGAUGGCAGCAUCCUGGCCAGCUACGGCAACGUCAUCGUCAUCACCCUCAACUACCGUGUGGGCGUGCUAGGAUUCCUGAGCACCGGGGACCAGGCAGCCAAGGGGAAUUAUGGGCUCCUGGAUCAGAUCCAGGCUCUGCGCUGGAUCAGUGAAAAUAUUGCCUUCUUCGGGGGGGACCCCCUGCGAAUCACUGUCUUUGGCUCUGGCAUCGGCGCCUCCUGUGUCAGUCUGCUCACUCUCUCCCACCACUCAGAAGGUCUCUUCCAAAGAGCCAUCAUCCAGAGUGGCUCUGCUCUCUCCAGCUGGGCAGUCAACUACCAGCCUGUGAAGUAUACCAGCCUGCUGGCCGACAAGGUGGGCUGCAACGUGCUGGACACUGUGGACAUGGUGGAUUGUCUGCGACAGAAGAGUGCCAAGGAGCUGGUGGAGCAAGAUAUCCAGCCAGCCCGCUACCACGUGGCCUUCGGGCCCGUCAUCGAUGGAGAUGUCAUCCCGGACGACCCUGAGAUCCUGAUGGAGCAAGGCGAGUUCCUGAACUACGACAUCAUGCUGGGGGUGAACCAGGGUGAGGGGCUGAAGUUUGUGGAGGGUGUGGUGGAUCCCGAGGAUGGUGUCUCGGGCAGUGACUUUGAUUACUCCGUCUCCAACUUUGUGGAUAACCUAUAUGGCUACCCAGAGGGGAAGGACACCUUGCGGGAGACCAUCAAGUUCAUGUACACAGACUGGGCGGACAGGGACAACCCCGAGACACGUCGCAAAACCUUGGUGGCCCUGUUCACUGACCACCAGUGGGUGGAGCCGUCAGUGGUGACGGCUGACCUGCAUGCCCGCUACGGCUCCCCAACCUAUUUCUACGCCUUCUACCACCACUGCCAGAGCCUCAUGAAACCUGCAUGGUCUGACGCGGCCCAUGGAGACGAGGUGCCUUACGUCUUCGGGAUCCCCAUGAUUGGCCCCACUGACCUCUUCCCUUGCAACUUCUCCAAGAAUGACGUCAUGCUCAGUGCCGUGGUGAUGACGUACUGGACCAACUUCGCCAAGACGGGGGACCCCAACAAGCCUGUCCCCCAGGACACCAAGUUCAUUCACACCAAGGCCAACCGCUUUGAGGAAGUGGCGUGGUCCAAGUACAACCCUCGCGACCAGCUGUACCUGCACAUCGGCCUGAAGCCGAGAGUGCGAGACCACUACCGAGCCACCAAGGUGGCCUUCUGGAAGCACCUGGUGCCCCACCUGUACAACCUGCACGACAUGUUCCACUAUACCUCGACCACCACCAAAGUGCCGCCGCCAGACGCCACGCAGAACUCACACAUCACCCGCCGGCCCAACGGCAAAAUCUGGACUACCAAGCGCCCGGCCAUCUCCCCGGCUUACAACAGCGAGAACCCCAGGGAGAAGUGGAGCCCGGAGCAGGAGGCUGGCACGCUGCUGAUCGAGAACCCCCGGGACUACUCCACCGAGCUGAGCGUCACCAUCGCUGUGGGGGCCUCCCUGCUCUUCCUCAACGUGCUGGCCUUUGCUGCGCUCUACUACCGCAAGGACAAGCGCCGGCAGGACACACACCGCCUGCCCAGCCCCCAGCGCAGCGCCCCCAACGACAGGGGCCACACGCCCGAGGAGGAGAUCCCCUCCCUGCAGAUGAACCAGGCCCACCAUGAGUGCGAGUCAGGGCAGGCGCACGAUGCCCUGCGGCUCACCUCCCUGCCCGACUACACGCUGACCCUGCGCCGCUCCCCAGACGACAUCCCUCUGAUGACCCCCAACACCAUCACCAUGAUCCCCAACUCCCUGGUGGGCUUACAGACCCUGCACCCCUACAACACCUUUGCAGCAGGGUUCAACAGUACGGGGCUGCCGCACUCACACUCCACCACCAGGGUAUAGCUCCAGGGGCUGUGCCCACCCAUGCCUGCUCACAUCCACGCACACAGAGGACACUGGCAGGAGCUGACGGAUGCAGAUUGGGCAGCACACACGGACGGACCCACCUGGCGGGGUGGAGCAGAGCCCCAGGGCUGGCAGGACCCCUGCUGUGGGACAGGUGGGCUGCUCGCUCCUCCGGCUCGCUCGCUCUUCUGUUUUUAUUUUCUAAAGUGCUUUGACUCUCCGUGUGCUGAGAGGGCUGACGCCGGGGCAGCAGGGCCCAGCCAGAGCGGUGCAGGAGAACGACAGCAGAGCAUGUGCAGAGAGCGUCACCCAGCCCUGCACGCUGCAUCCCGCUGGAAGCCCCCGUGCAGGACACUGAGAAGGACUCGUCUAGGGAGGAGGUGAUGGCGUGCCUUCCCCUUGGCCUGGACAUGGCACUAGAGGACUCUGCACCACUCGGGAGGUGGUGCCUCCCAGAGCCCUCUCCCCUCCUCACAAGUACAUUGGGGACUGGCUAGCAGCUGUCCUUGGCAUUCUCUUUCCACUGGACCUGUUGGGUUGAUUGAAAUUUGCCAUUCAAAGUG